AGGCCAGCACGAGCAACAGUGACCUCAAGAUUUCUGAAUCCAUAUGUGGUGUUCUUUGCUGUUGUCGCAGUGGUGAUAAUCCUGGCAGUGACAGUAGCUCUACUGAUCCACUUUUUAGCUUUUGAUAAAAAAUCUUACUUUUACCAUAGCAGCUUUCAAAUCCUAAAUGUUAACUAUACUGAUCAGUUAAAUUCACCAGGUACACAGCAAUAUAGGACUUUGAGUGGAAGAAUUGAAUCUGUGAUUACUACAACAUUCAAAGAAUCGAAUUUAAGAAAUCAGUUCAUCAGAGCUCAUGUUAUCAAACUGAGGCAAAGUGGCAGUGGUGUGAUAGCAGAUACUGUUAUGAAAUUUAAAUUCCCUAGAAAUAACAAUGGAGAAUCAAUGAAAAGCAGAAUUGAGUCUGUUUUACGUCAAAUGCUGAAUAAUUUUGGAAACUUGGAAAUUAACCUUCCGACUGAGAUAAUAACACUUACUGACCAAGAUGCAGUAAAUCUGUUCACGCAAGAAUGUGGGGCCCGUCCAGACCUAAUGACAUUGUCUGAAGAAAGAGUCAUCGGAGGCACCAAGGCCGAGGAAGGAGACUGGCCAUGGCAAGUUAGUCUACGGUUGAACAACGUUCACCACUGUGGAGGCAUCCUGAUCAGUAACAUAUGGGUUCUGACAGCAGCUCACUGCUUCAGAAGCAACUCUGAUCCUAAUAGAUGGACUGCUACCUUUGGUAUUUCCACAAUAUUUCCUCAGGAGAGAAGAAGAGUAAAUACUAUUUUGAUCCAUAACAAUUAUAACCCUGGAACUCAUGAAAAUGAUAUUGCAGUUGUGAGACUUGACAGACCUAUCACCUUUAACAAAAAUAUCCAUAUGGUAUGUCUCCCAGAAGCUACCCAGAAUAUUCUACCUGGUUCCACUGCUUAUGUAACAGGAUGGGGGUCAGAAACAUAUGGCGGCAACACAGUUAGUGACCUAGAGCAAGGACGGGUCUACAUAAUAAGUAAUGAUGUAUGUAAUGCACCAAUCAGUUAUGAUGGAGCAGUGUUUCCUGGAAUGCUCUGUGCUGGAUUACCUCAAGGUGGAGUGGAUGCAUGCCGGGGUGACUCUGGUGGCCCGCUAGUACAAGAGGACUCACGGCGGCUCUGGUUCCUCGUGGGGAUAGUGAGCUGGGGGGAUCAAUGUGGUCUGGCAGAUAAACCAGGAGUGUACACUCGAGUGACAGCCUACCGCCACUGGAUAACCCAACAAACUGGGGUCUAG
Messenger RNA from Pteronotus mesoamericanus, 1251 nucleotides. RefSeq names its product transmembrane protease serine 11D-like. NCBI's taxonomy places the organism in Eukaryota, Metazoa, Chordata, Mammalia, Chiroptera, Mormoopidae. The annotation marks the transcript as partial. The record is from RefSeq and is a predicted model, not a curated record. Gene Ontology annotation, cellular component: plasma membrane; extracellular region. The transcript has 9 exons. Gene Ontology annotation, biological process: proteolysis. Gene Ontology annotation, molecular function: serine-type endopeptidase activity.